GGAGAUCCUGGUGCCCAGCGCCGGCACCGGGCGGAGGCGGCGGCACCACCGGGGACCGGGGGACCCCGAGGAGGGCGCGCAGGGGGUUCACCCCCGGGGGUCGGGGCGCAAAGGAUCCCGCGGGGGGGUCCCAGGGAACCCCAAUGGAGACACCGGAGCUCCCGGAGCCGGACGGGCUCUUCCCGGAUCCCGCCUCGCUCCCGGUGCCGGUACUGGGUUUCCAGACCUUGACGCUCCCGGAGGAUGAUGGCAGCGGAACCGAGGAGCUGCUGGGGCUGACGGUGAACCCCGACAUCGCCUGCGGCCUCGGCACCAGCCCGGAGCCCCCCCCGGUGCUGCUGGAGGUGGUCUGCGACCUCAGCACGCCCCUGGACCCCUCGAUGUUCUCCGCGAUCCAGCUGGCCCCUCAGCCCGACCCCCAGCCCACGGUGAGUCCCUGCACCCCCAGUUCGCCCCAGUCCCCCCAGUCCAUCCCUGUCCCGCAGCUCCGGCUGACGGAGGAGGAGAAGCGGCUGCUGGCACAGGAGGGGGUGACCCUGCCCGGGGCCCUGCCCCUCACCCAGGCCGAGGAGCGGCUCCUAAAAAAGGUGCGGAGGAAGAUCCGGAACAAGCAGUCGGCGCAGGACAGCCGGCGGAGGAAGAAGGAAUACCUGGACGAGCUGGAGAGCAGGGCGGCCGCCUGCUCAGCCCUGAACCAGGAGCUGCGGAAAAAGGUCCAGGAGCUGGAGACGAGCAACGGGUCUCUCCUGCAGCAGCUCCAGGCGCUGAUCAAGGAAACGUCCACCAAGCCCGCGCAGACCGGCACCUGUGUCCUGAUCCUGUUCCUGUCGCUGGGGCUGAUCCUGCUCCCCAGCUCGAGCCCGUUCCGCCGCGGCGGGAGCCAGGACGGCCUCGGACCUACCGGAGUGAUCUCCAGGAACAUCCUGACGCGGCGGGAACCGGGAGAGGCCGCGGAAUCCCCGUUCCCCCGGUGGAUGUCCGGGCCAGAGGCGGGAUCGGGAGUGGAGGACGGAGCCGGGGAGGGGCCUGGGGAUGGAAUUCCCGCCCCCCGGAGGGAUCCAGGCACCAAUUCCUCCAGGCAGGACACGGGGACAGGGACACGGGGACAUGGGGACGAGAUGUGAUGUGUGAUGGGGGAACCUCAGGGUGGGGGAACGUUCCAGAAUAAACCUGAACUCUGUUUGCA
Messenger RNA from Haemorhous mexicanus (house finch), 1186 nucleotides. It is a transcript of the gene CREB3L4, whose product is annotated as cAMP responsive element binding protein 3 like 4. Gene Ontology annotation, biological process: regulation of transcription by RNA polymerase II. The coding region runs from base 144 to 1124 and encodes 326 amino acids. NCBI's taxonomy places the organism in Eukaryota, Metazoa, Chordata, Aves, Passeriformes, Fringillidae. The record is from RefSeq and is a predicted model, not a curated record. Gene Ontology annotation, molecular function: RNA polymerase II cis-regulatory region sequence-specific DNA binding; DNA-binding transcription factor activity, RNA polymerase II-specific. The transcript has 7 exons. Gene Ontology annotation, cellular component: nucleus.